AUGCUCCUAGUAAUUCUAGUGUCUUUUUUGGCUCAUUAUUGUGUCGGUGCUCCGAGGAACAAUGAUUUUGGAUGGGGAGCUAAUAGUGGCUGGUACAACUGGCCCGGUCAGUCAUUUGGAAGAGAUUCCAACUGUGGUGUCAGAAGAGAUGCAUGCCUGAAGGAUCAAGGAAAUGUUCUGAAACGUACUGAGUCUACAAACUGGAAGAGUUGGGAUGCAGUCCAAUCAUUCAGCAGUUCCUCUCAUAAAAGAGAGAUGAAAACUGUCUGUGACAGAUAUCUCUACAUGCCAAUGAACUUUGCCGAGUGCUUCCAAAAGUUGAACAGCAAGAAUUCGCAAUGUUGGCAGAACUACAUUCCAGUUCCACAUACUUCAUGUUCAAACUUGUUUGGGCAGGAUAAUUGUGUAAAAUCUGAUAUCGUAGAAGUUUGUGGUCAAAGUGAAUGGACCAGGUUUAGAGAUAAAAUGAUCGUCCUGAUGACUUCUAUGCAUCCUCUAUGUGUCUUCAAUACUGAUCUCUAG
Messenger RNA from Caenorhabditis briggsae, 522 nucleotides. Lineage: Eukaryota; Metazoa; Nematoda; Chromadorea; Rhabditida; Rhabditidae. Bases 1 to 522 code for a protein of 173 amino acids. The transcript has 4 exons. The record is from RefSeq and is a predicted model, not a curated record.